Molecule: messenger RNA, 1120 nt
Organism: Electrophorus electricus (electric eel)
Lineage: Eukaryota; Metazoa; Chordata; Actinopteri; Gymnotiformes; Gymnotidae
Gene: ptgdsa
Product: prostaglandin D2 synthase a
Source: RefSeq, a predicted model, not a curated record
UGCCAUCGUAACAUAUUCCUGGAUCAGUUGCUCCCUCCUGCAACCAUGAAGAUCACCUUGGUGACCAUCGCUGUGGCGAUGCUCUUGAUGGACGUCUGUGCAGACAUCCAGCCUCAGAAGAACUUUGACCUUAAGAGGUUUGCAGGGAAAUGGUACCGUGUUGGGCUGGCCUAUAGCUCUCCAAGCUUUGCUAGGUACAGAAGUAAGCUCACAGUCACCAUGGGGAUAGUGGAACCAAAGGAGAAUGGUGAUGUCGAUAUGACACUGUGGGACACACAGUCGUCAGACUGUAAGAGCAAACUAUACACGUACAAGAAGACAGCUAUGGCUGGAGUCUUCACAUAUUUCAGCUCACGUCAUAACAGGGUGAAAGAUAUCACUGUGAUUGAGACUAACUACACAGAGUAUGCUUUGAUUUUCAAACACAAGAAGUUUAACAAGGAGUACUCACAGGUGUCUCUUUAUGGUCGUACUCAGAAGUUGAGGCCAGAGUUGACUGAGAAGUUCAAAAAAUUUGCCAAGCAACAUGGAUUCCCUGAGGAUUUUAUUCUGACCCCAACACCAGCAGACAACUGUCCUCUCGUGGGUCAAUAGUGUUGCAUUAUGCUGCAGUGUACAGCUCGAGCAUUAUCAUCUUACAGGCAUACAUGCACAUACACAGAGAUACGUGCACACAGAGAUACGUGCACACAGAGAUACGUGCAAACACACAGACACAUCUGCUGGAGAGACUGGAGCAACUUCAAUAUUAAAUUGUACUGUUCAAAAUUUUCAUUCUAAACACAAAGAAAACACCUAAAACUCCUUACACAUCAACUGUUUAAACACCCAGGAAACACCAUACCUUUUCACCCAAUCACCUAUAUCUUCAUAAAGUAAAUAUAAUAACAUUGUUGCAUUGUUUGAUUAUAUUAGUGGCUGUCAGUUGUUACUAAAGGAAACAAAGAUUGAUUUUGGUUCACCAUUGGUUGUCUGUAUAUUGCUUUGGUGUGUGGGUGUGUGUUUGUUUGUUAUGGGAGGUGUUCGUUUGCAUAUGUAUGAGGUUGUCAUGUUGGUGUUUCUGAUUAAUACAUGAUGUUACAAAUGUUAAAAACCAGUUUAACUACAGAACUGAUGUGUA